AUGACAAACAAUAGUAAUAAUAACAGUGAUAUCAGUAGCAGUAGCAAUAGCAGCAAUAGCAGUAGUAGUAGUAGUAAUAAUAACAUAAUGGCAACAUCAGCAGGAACAGCAACAUCGACAGCGACAGCGACAGUGACAGCAAUGCCUGUAACAUCAACAAUUGGACCGAGAAAGAUUGUAAAGAUUGUUAGUAGUGAAGGCGAUGAAUAUGAUUUAGAGGAAUGUGUAAUAGAGAUGUGUCGCACAGUGAAGUAUAUUGCAUCGGGAAAGGUCGGCUUUAGGAAUGGUCUAGGCGGCUGGUUCAACAUCGAGGGCAAAUACGUGCUGCACAAGAAGGAGGGUCGGCUACUGGCCACCAUCUACUCCAACACGGACCUCGAGUGCAUACUCUGCUUCCCAGAGAUUCGCGGACAAAUAUUGGCAACGAUCAUCGACUAUUGUAAAUUUCAUUCGGCUUCCCCGACGCCGGCACAGAUCACCGAGCAUGACGAGGCACUCAUCUCAAUGAAACAAUCAAACCUCUGCGAACUCGCAUCCGCCUCCUACUAUCUCGAUGUCAAAUCCCUCGUCAGUCUUACAUCGCGAGAGAUCGCCGCGCAAAUAUCACAGAAAAGCUCAGAAGAGAUUAGAGAGACAUUCACCAACCUUCACUUGGCAGGCUACAAUCAAUACUUUUCAUCAAAGUGCAGUCAUAAGAAGACGAUAAAGAAGGAUAAGAUACUGCAGAUACAGAACACACCGGCCGUGGACGACAAUAGGACAGUUGACGAGUUGUUAGAGUUCUUGGGCGAGGACUCCAAGAAGAAGAAGAGCAACAGCAAGAAUAACAAAAAGUCAAAGCAACAACAACAACAGACUAAACAACAACAAUCAAACAAGAAUAACAACAAGAACAACACAACAUCAUCAUCACCGCCUUCUUUACCAAAUCAAACAUCGUCACCAACAUUGAAAUCACAGAAUGGCAACAACAACAACAACACAUCAUCGUCAUCAUCACCAUCAACUUCGAGCAACAGCAACAUCAAUGUCAACAACAAUCCACUGAUAAAGCAAUCAAAGAGUUCACCGGAUCUUUAUACAACAUCACUGGAGCAUCAGAAGCGUAACAACAACUCAAACAACAACAAGCUGUACAAUAAUAACAAUGCCAAGAUAUACGAGAUUGAAGACGAUGACGUGCUGGAAGACGAUGAUGACGACGACUCUGAUGACGACGAUCAGCUGGACCCCGACCUUCAAGAGGAGAUUGACAAAGAAGUAGAGAACUUUAAGCAGAGGCUAGACCUGUUUAGUCGACAAUCUAAACAACAAAAGUUAACAUUACCUUCAAGGACAUUGGCUGCCCUGCUGGAUGUUUAUUGA
Acytostelium subglobosum LB1 is the source of this 1365-nucleotide messenger RNA. RefSeq lists its product as hypothetical. Gene Ontology annotation, cellular component: cytoplasm; nucleus. NCBI's taxonomy places the organism in Eukaryota, Evosea, Eumycetozoa, Acytosteliales, Acytosteliaceae. Gene Ontology annotation, molecular function: cullin family protein binding. The record is from RefSeq and is a predicted model, not a curated record. Bases 1 to 1365 code for a protein of 454 amino acids. Gene Ontology annotation, biological process: SCF-dependent proteasomal ubiquitin-dependent protein catabolic process. The transcript has 3 exons.